Molecule: messenger RNA, 2525 nt
Organism: Penaeus indicus
Lineage: Eukaryota; Metazoa; Arthropoda; Malacostraca; Decapoda; Penaeidae
Product: monocarboxylate transporter 13-like
Exons: 7
Coding region: 175-1707 (510 amino acids)
Biological process (GO): transmembrane transport
Cellular component (GO): membrane
Molecular function (GO): monocarboxylic acid transmembrane transporter activity
Source: RefSeq, a predicted model, not a curated record
CCCGAGAGGACCGUCUUAGUAUACUGUCUCUGUGUGUCGUUUGAGGCUUCACCGUGUCGAUACGAUUUUCAUGUAUAGAAAGAAGUAUAUGAAUAUGUGAUAAUUUUUAUGUAUUGAUUAUACAGUAUUUAUUCAUUAUUCUCGUGCUUUAUCUGUACGUCAUAGUGGUUAAAGAUGACUUUGUCUCAUACUGAAGCAGCACCACAUUCCCCGGAAGAACCACCUUUAGAACCACCUUUAGAGCCACCUAUAAAUGUAUCCAACGCGGAAUGUGGGGAGAGCAUGAUUGCACCUCCAUCUCCAGGCGAGGAAGAGGGCGAAGUGAAACUGCCUUCAUCGUGUAAUAGCCAUGAAUCUGUACUUGUUCCUCCUUCUGGCAAAGAUAAAGGAUACGCUUGGGUGGUGGUUCUGGCAGUGUUCCUUGUCAACGUACUUGUUGCAGGAUACGUUAAGAGCUUCGGUAUUCUGUACAUCCUUAUUUUGGAAUCCUUCCCCGAUACCUCCGGUGCUGCAGCAGGAUGGAUAUUGGGACUGCUCGCAGGAUGCCGGGGUUUGCUGGCCGCGGUGAUGGGGGCUUUCACAGUGUUGAUGGGCCCGCGUGCUUGCGUCAUCAUGGGGUCCCUGUGUGUGGCGGCUGGUCUGCUGGCUGCUGCUCCUGCCGCUUCCAUCGUACACAUUGCCUUUACUCUAGGGGCGCUUGUAGGCGUAGGUCUGUGCAUGAGCGAGACUCCGGGUUACUUGGCGGUCACGGAUUACUUCCAAGACAAACGUUCUUUGGCCAAUGGCUUCCGGGCUUCUGGGAAUCCCCUCGGCGGCGUCCUCUUUUCCCCUCUCGUCGUGGCUCUGCACCAGCAUUUUGGCCUGCGCGGUGCCCUCAUCCUCAUGGCUGGCGUUAUGCUCCACAUGACCGUCCUCGGCGCGCUCAUGAGGCCCUUCCAGAUCCACCAGCACCUCGUCCAAGCCGAAUUCUGGAAAGAUAACGCUCGCCAAAAUACGCCCGGCUUGAGGAUCCCGUCAUCUCAGCAGGUCAGAACAUCAAGCCAGAAGACGAAGAAGAAGAAGCCACUGAACUUCCGUAUACUGAAAAACCCCGCAUACUUGGUCUACCUCGUGAUGGUCAUGUGUAUUAAUAUCGCCCUUCCUAACGCCCUUCUAUACACGCCGACUUACGGGAAAUCAAUAGGGCUAAGUGCCUAUGAGAAUUCGCUGAUCGCUUCGUAUACCUCAGCCUGUGAUUUCGUUAUGAGGUUGCUGUGUGGGUGGACUUCAAGCCUGAAACUGUACAAGGCCCAUCAUGGUCUCAUCGCUGGCCUUGUAGUGGGAGGAAUCGGAUGCCUGCUGACGCCUCUCUGCAACAGCAUGUGGCAACUCCUGGGGGCUGCAACGUUGCUCUCCUUCUGCAUGGCCUUCUUCUGGACUCUCAUCAACACCCAGCUGGCUGACGAGUUCGGGGGCGACGACAUGGCCAGCACGUGGGGCUUCUUCAGGAUGACGCAGGGCACCUGUAGUUUUUUGUAUCCUUCGCUGAUAGGACUGGUAAUCGACACAACAGGAGGUCUGGCCAUGCCCUUCGUCAUGAUGGGCUCGGCGCUGCUCCUUGGAGGAGCCGUCUUCAGCCUUCGUCCCUUCGUCGCCAAAAUCUCAGGUUCUAAAAAGGAACAGAACCUCCAGAGCUCGUCUUCGUUGAGAGGAGAACCCGUGGCUUAAGAUGAGGAAGGAGGAAGGAGGGAGGUUCUUGGAGGGAGGAGAAUUCUUAGACGUUUUCAUUUAGAGGCGUUUCCCAAGGUUUAAGAAGAGGAAAGAGGACUUUACAAGCGCCAUUUCACGCGCUUAGGUUAUUUCUGUCAACUCAAGGUGACUGAUACCGCUGAGUCAUACUCGCUUCUCAAUUUAAUUGGAAUGUGGUCAAACCUGUAAUCAGUAUAUAAUCAAUACAAUAUCAAUCAUAAAUCAAUACAAUGAUAAUGCAAUAAUAAUCAUAGUUACUGUUGCAAUUCGACUUAGAUUCACUGGCCAGCAGCUACGCCAUGCCGAUGUUGAUGGCAGUGGCUACAGAUGUCAUACACGUGAUGCUGAUGCCAGCGGGUACGCCAUGCCGAUGUUGAUAACAGCGGUUACAGAAUUUAUCGAGUUCUAGGUAGGGCAUAAUUCUCUAAAGAUUUUCAGUAAGAGAGAAACUUGUGGCUUAGGAGAUGGUGGAGAAGGAAGAUAGAGGGAGGGGGGGAGGGGAAAGGAGGAAGGGCGAGAAUCCUUAGACGUUUCAAUAAGAGGUGUUGUUAAGGCUUAAGCAGUGAUGGAGAAGGAUGUUGGGAGACAAAGGAAAGGGCAAUGUUUGAUACCAGAUUGUUGCUGCUCGAUUUACAAGAGAAAUGCUUUUCCUUGUGAUAUCUUUAUGGGUAUAUAGAUAAACAUAGCUUAUUCUUUUAUAUUCUAUUUUAUCAUAUUAUAUUUGAGUUGAACUCAAUCAAUAUUCAUAAAAUGUGUCAUGAUAGGAAAAUAUAUCCAAUAAAACGUCAUUCCUACAA